Molecule: messenger RNA, 3388 nt
Organism: Nomascus leucogenys (northern white-cheeked gibbon)
Lineage: Eukaryota; Metazoa; Chordata; Mammalia; Primates; Hylobatidae
Gene: RUBCNL
Product: rubicon like autophagy enhancer
Biological process (GO): autophagosome-lysosome fusion; autophagosome-endosome fusion; autophagosome maturation
Cellular component (GO): autophagosome membrane; intracellular membrane-bounded organelle
Molecular function (GO): phosphatidylinositol phosphate binding
Source: RefSeq, a predicted model, not a curated record
CCUCUUUCUGCUGUUAUGGGGAGCGCGGUGGCCACGGAACGCUGCCCGGAGCCGCGCGAGGGAGGACCCGACGCGCGGCGUUUACCCGGCGCAGCGUUCCACCGCUCGGGUUUGGCUGGAAUAGCUCUCCAGACCCCCAGCUGGCCAUGUGGUGAGCUCAGGGCCCAAAUCAAGUAGUACCAGCAAUCGGGGAACCCCCUCUAUCUGUUUUGAAUGGAUUCACACCAGUCACAAGCCUGGAAAGAUGGUGUCACAGUCUACAGUCAGGCAAGAUUCUCCUGUGGAGCCCUGGGAAGGGAUCAGUGAUCACUCUGGCGUUAUUGAUGGUUUGCCCAGACUCCUGAACACUGACCAUCCUCCUUGCCAAUUAGACAUCAGGCUCAUGAGGCACAAAGCUGUCUGGAUCAACCCCCAGGAUGUGCAGCAACAGCCGCAGGACUUGCAACCUCAGGUGCCAGCAGCAGGGAACAGCGGGACCCAUUUUGUGACAGAUGCUGCCUCUCCCUCAGGCCCUUCACCUUUGUGCCUCGGGGACUCCCUGGCAGAGACAACAUUGUCUGAGGAUACUACAGACUCCAUUGGCAGCGCUUCUCCCCAUGGCUCGAGUGAAAAGAGUAGCAGCUUCUCUCUGUCCCCAACAGAAGUACACAUGGUCUGCCCAGGAUACUCUCAUCAGGUGUCUCUGCCCACAAGCCCUAGGAUUUUGGCCACCUCCCCAUAUCCUGAGACUGACAGUGCUUUUUUUGAGCCUUCCCAUCUGACAUCUUCUGCUGAUGAAGGUGCUGUUCAUGUCAGUAGAAGAACCAUUUCUUUGAAUUCCUUCUCACCAGAGGUAUUUGUGCUGCCUGUUGAUGUAGAAAAGGAAAAUGCCCACUUUUAUGUUGCAGAUAUGAUUAUAUCAGCAAUGGAAAAAAUGAAGUGUAACAUUCUGAGUCAACAGCAGACAGAGAGCUGGAGUAAAGAAGAAGUCAGUGGGUUACUUGGGAGUGAUCAGCCUGACUCUGAAAUGACUUUUGAUACCAACAUAAAGCAAGAGUCUGGGUCUUCUACUUCUUCAUACAGUGGCUAUGAAGGUUGUGCUGUGUUACAGGUCAGCCCAGUGACUGAAACACGUACUUACCAUGAUGUGAAAGAGAUUUGCAAAUGCGACGUUGAUGAUUUUGUUAUUUUAGAGCUUGGAGAUUUUAAUGAUAUCACAGAAACCUGUAGCUGUUCCUGCAGCUCCUCUAAGAGUGUCACUUAUGAGCCAGACUUCAAUUCUGCAGAACUAUUAGCCAAAGAGCUGUACCGCGUGUUCCGAAAGUGCUGGAUACUGUCAGUAGUUAAUUCUCAGCUGGCAGGUUCCCUGAGUGCAGCUGGCUCGAUAGUCGUAAAUGAAGAGCAUGUCCAAAAAGACUUUGAAUCCAGUAUGAAUGUAGUACAGGAAAUUAAAUUUAAGUCUAGGAUCAGAGGGACUGAAGACUGGGCUCCUCCUAGAUGUCAAAUCAUAUUUAAUAUUCAUCCACCACUCAAGAGGGACUUUGUGGUGGCAGCCCAGAAUUUUUUCUGUGCCGGCUGUGGAACUCCAAUAGAGCCUAAGUUUGUGAAGCGGCUGCGGUACUGCGAAUACCUAGGGAAGUAUUUCUGUGACUGCUGCCACUCAUAUGCAGAGUCCUGCAUCCCUGCCCGAAUCUUGAUGAUGUGGGACUUCAAGAAGUACUACGUCAGCAAUUUCUCCAAACGGCUGCUCGACAGCAUAUGGCACCAGCCCAUUUUCAAUUUGCUAAGCAUCGGCCAAAGCCUGUAUGCGAAAGCCAAGGAGCUGGACAAAGUGAAGGAAAUUCAGGAGCAGCUCUUCCAUAUCAAGAAGCUGUUGAAGACCUGUAGGUUUGCUGACAGUGCAUUAAAGGAGUUCGAGCAGGUGCCGGGACACUUGACUGAUGAGCUCCACCUGUUCUCUCUUGAGGACCUGGUCAGGAUCAAGAAAGGGCUGCUGGCACCCUUACUCAAGGACAUUCUGAAAGCUUCCCUUGCACAUGUGGCUGGCUGUGAGCUGUGUCAAGGAAAGGGCUUUAUUUGUGAAUUUUGCCAGAAUACGACUGUCAUCUUCCCAUUUCAGACAGCAACAUGUAGAAGAUGUUCAGCGUGCAGGGCUUGCUUUCACAAACAGUGCUUCCAGUCCUCCGAGUGCCCCCGGUGUGCGAGGAUCACAGCGAGGAGAAAACUUCUGGAAAGCGUGGCCUCUGCAGCAACAUGAUGCCCCUGAAUACUGUGAAAAAGACUGUUCAGCAUGCCUUAUGAUAACACCGAUUUGUGUCUAUUAUUGGUGACAUUGUUUUAGAUAUCGGGUAUUGUAUAUUAAGGAAAAAGAUGGUCUAUAUUCUCUUUAUUGCAUAUACUUAAUGUUUCAAAAGAAUGCAGAUUCUGUGAUUAAGCACAGGGUUGAUAGUAGUGGUUUUGUUUACAAAUGUUCUGUUUUGGCUGCUAUUGGUUUUUUAAAGAGGUUUUUUAUACUUUUGUAUUUGAAUAGUUAUGUUUCGCUGAUGCUGAGCCAGUUUGUGUGUGUGUGCAUAUAUGUGAACUGUAACUGACAAGAUGAGUUACUCAAUUUCUCUUCCUCUAAAGCUUGUUUGAUGAAACUGGUUGGUCCUUUCAGUGAACAAAAAUAUGACCCCAAAUCUGUUUGCUCUGGCUUUUAUUUCUUCAGGAAACAGACUUCCACUUAAAUGCCAUUUUGUGAUUGUGUCAAUCAUACACAUUUUAUUUACUCCAGAGUUUGAAUAGACAGUACACAUUUCUUCUGCAGAUUUAUUUCAUGAUGAGUUUGAGUUGCUUAGCAGGGCGUGUAGGUCCAGUUGAAGUGCAGUUUGAAGCAACUGCUUCUAGAUGGCACUCUUUCAGGUGGCACAAAUCGAACCUGUAUUUUCCAUCUCUGUUCCACACGCUGCAAUGUCAAGGGAUGCAGAAGUGAGUAGAAUUCCAUCCCUGCCCUUGAGGGUCUUGCUUUAAUAGAUGUAAAACUGAACAUAAGGUAUUUGCAGAUUUAAACAAACUGGGGGAAAUAAUGAACAGUGUGAUUCUAGUAAUAACAUUAAAAUCACAGACAUCGACUAAGAAGGUUAAAUGAAUCACAAAACCUUUAUGAAUUUCUUUUUUCUAAUAGUUCUUAUAUGUUUUCCUGAAACAUGUGAGCCUAUUCUUUUUUCUUCUACUUUCUAUAUACUUUCUCCCACUUGAGAAAGGGGCCUUGAGGCUGCGUCCCUUCAUGGUAUACCUUUAGACUGAACGGUUUUCAACCUAGGGCUUGGGUGUUAUAUUCCCUGGGAUUCACAUGCCCUAACUAAACCUACCUUGAUUUUCUUAGACAGCACAGGCAGGCAAUAAAGUGUCACAGAUUGUCCCCUAACCC